Clarias gariepinus (North African catfish) is the source of this 1478-nucleotide messenger RNA. Its product is annotated as G-protein coupled receptor 55-like. The coding region runs from base 1 to 882 and encodes 293 amino acids. Gene Ontology annotation, molecular function: G protein-coupled receptor activity. The record is from RefSeq and is a predicted model, not a curated record. Gene Ontology annotation, cellular component: membrane. The transcript has a single exon. Gene Ontology annotation, biological process: positive regulation of Rho protein signal transduction; phospholipase C-activating G protein-coupled receptor signaling pathway. Lineage: Eukaryota; Metazoa; Chordata; Actinopteri; Siluriformes; Clariidae.
AUGGCACUUAACUGCAGUGUGGGGCCGAAUGCGUCUGAUGUGGCCCAUGUAACAUUCCAGCGCGUGGCCUACACACCUGUGUUCAUUUUAGGCCUCGUCCUGAAUGCCUCAGCAUUGUGGUGCUUCACGCGCAUCCCCCAGUGGACGGACACUCACAUCUACAUGCUUAACCUCCUGCUAGCAGACCUCUUACUGACCCUUUUCCUCCCCGUCCGCAUAUACGAGGCCUACUGCCCCAUGUUCCCAGGGAUGUUUUGUACAUUUCUGAUCUGUGUGCAUUACUGCAAUAUGUAUGUUAGCAUUUUCACAAUCACAGCCAUCAGCAUCCAUCGUUACGUGGCCGUCAUGUUCCCUAUGCAAAACCAAACCUCAAGGGCCUCAGAGGCCAGGAGAAAGAAGAUAGCAAGCGGGACAUGUGCUUUUAUUUGGCUUGCAGUAAUAACAAUCUGCACAAUUUUUUCAAGAAAUAUGCUUCCAGACCAGCUGCUGACAUGCUAUUCGCGCAAACAUUCUGAAAAGAUGACCUUAGCAUUCUUAUUGGUUUUGGAGAUUCUUGGGUAUCUUCUGCCGAUAGUCAUCAUCACAACCUGUUCAACGCAAGCAAUCAGGACAAUUCUAAAGUCAUUAAAGAAAAUCCAUCAGCACUCAGAGGAUGAAAUUGUCGACAGCAGAAAAAGUGUUGUCGCCAUAAUCACAGCAAACAUGAUUGUAUUCAUGGUGUGCUUUACCCCGAUCCAUCUUGGUUAUGUGUUCAGAUACAUUUUUGGUGAUACUUUUUAUGUUUUUUAUGAUGUCGCUGAGUGUUUAGCAACAACAAACUGCUGCCUAGAUUCUGUGGGAUAUUACUUUUUGUUGAAAAAAAUUUUCAGAGACAAAAGAUAGUAUAGGGGCCUAGUUUAAUAAUAAUUAUUAUAUAUAUAUUUUGGUCUUUCGGCUGCUCCUGGCAAGGGGUCGCCACAGCAGACACGUUGUCCGCACAUACAAGCUUGCACAGAUUUUACGCCGGAUGCCCUUCCUGACGCAACCCUCCUAUUUUACCUGGGCUUGGGACCGGCACUGUAACCAGUGGCUGGGGUUUGGGCACUUUGAUGAUUAUAAUAAUAAUAAUAUUAAAUAGUUAAAUAUAGUUGCAAGCAACGAUGAGUAGGCCCAAGCACCAUCACUACCUGGGUGCACCACACAACUUACACCUUCACACAAUGUGACGUAAUAGGGCUGAUGUCACAUGCGUGUGUGUUUGUGGGUGUGCGCGUGUGAGAGUGAGAGAUGUGAGUGUGUGAGUGUUAACAUUUGUAAUGGGUGUGUAGAAUAGAGGGAAUUAUAUGUAAAGACUUCCAAAAAGCUGGUGUGUGUGUGUGUGUGUGUGUGUAUACGUGUGAGUGUGUUUAUGCGUGUGUGUGUGUCUGCGUGUGAGAGAGAUGUGAGUGUGUGUGAUAUGUGUGUGUGUGUGUGUGUGUGUGUGUGUGAGAGAGAGAGAG